AUGUCUCUGUGGAAGAAAACCGUCUACAAGAGCGUGUGCCUGUCCCUGGCCCUGCUUGUGGCCGUGACAGUAUUCCAGCGCAGCCUGACCCCCCACCAGUUUCUGCAAGAGCCCCCACCGCCCACCCGAGAGCCACAAAAGGCCCAGAACCCAAGCGGACACCUGGUGAACCCCAACAGCUUCUGGAAGAACACCAAGGACGUGGCUGCCCCCACGCCCAUGGCCCCGCCAGGGCCCCAGACUUGGGACAUCAGCAUCACCAACUGCUCAGCCAAUAUCAACGUGACCCAGCAGCCCUGGUUCCAGGGCCUGGAGCCCCACUUCCAGCAGUUUCUGACCUACCGUCACUGCCGGUACUUCCCCAUGCUGCUGAACCACCCCGAGAAGUGCGGCGGCGCCGUCUACCUGCUGGUGGUGGUCAAGUCGGUCAUCACGCAGCACGACCGCCGCGAGGCCAUCCGCCAGACGUGGGGCCGGGAGCAGGAGUCGGGGGGCGGCGGCCGCGGCGCCGUGCGUACCCUCUUCCUGCUGGGCACGGCCUCCAAGCAGGAGGAGCGCGCGCACUACCAGCAGCUGCUGGCCUACGAGGACCGUCUCUACGGCGACAUCCUGCAGUGGGACUUCCUGGACAGCUUCUUCAACCUGACCCUCAAGGAGAUCCACUUCCUCAAGUGGUUUGACAUCUACUGCCCCCACGUCCAGUUCAUCUUCAAGGGCGACGACGAUGUCUUCGUCAACCCCACCAACCUGCUCGAAUUUCUGGCUGACCGGCAGCCUGAGGAAGACCUGUUGGUGGGCGACGUCCUGCAGCGCGCUCGGCCCAUCCGCAAGAAGGACAACAAGUACUACAUCCCGGGCGUCCUGUACAGCAAGGCCAGCUACCCGCCGUACGCGGGCGGCGGCGGCUUCCUCAUGGCGGGCGGCCUGGCCCGGCGCCUGCGCAGUGCCUGCGACACCCUGGAGCUGUACCCCAUCGACGACGUCUUCCUGGGCAUGUGUCUGCAGGUGCUGAGCGUGCAGCCCACAGCCCACGAGGGCUUCAAGACUUUCGGCAUCACCCGGAACCGCAACAGCCGCAUGAACAAGGAGCCCUGCUUCUUCCGCUCCAUGCUCGUGGUGCACAAGCUGCUGCCCGCCGAGCUGCUGGCCAUGUGGGGGCUGGUGCACGGCAACCUCACCUGCGCCCGCAAGCUGCAGGUGCUCUGA
Molecule: messenger RNA, 1206 nt
Organism: Neomonachus schauinslandi (Hawaiian monk seal)
Lineage: Eukaryota; Metazoa; Chordata; Mammalia; Carnivora; Phocidae
Gene: B3GNT7
Product: UDP-GlcNAc:betaGal beta-1,3-N-acetylglucosaminyltransferase 7
Exons: 2
Coding region: 1-1206 (401 amino acids)
Cellular component (GO): membrane
Molecular function (GO): hexosyltransferase activity
Source: RefSeq, a predicted model, not a curated record